This is a messenger RNA of Botrytis sinoallii, 219 nucleotides long. RefSeq lists its product as uncharacterized. The transcript has 5 exons. The record is from RefSeq and is a predicted model, not a curated record. Lineage: Eukaryota; Fungi; Ascomycota; Leotiomycetes; Helotiales; Sclerotiniaceae. Bases 1 to 219 code for a protein of 72 amino acids.
AUGCAAUGCAAUAUAUCAGCAUUGUCUGGUACAAUGUCGCAGCUGGACCUUCAGUAUUCAAUUAACUUGAUUAUAGAUCAUGAUUGCUUCAAGCAGCACAUUCCGACAACACUACCCCGCUAUCUAUUGCACCUGGAGCAAGAGUCUUCUCAUUUUCAUAGAUUCUUCUCACGUUUCACGUAUGCAAGGCGCAACAACGACAUUCACAGGUUCAUUUGA